Messenger RNA from Orbicella faveolata, 3121 nucleotides. RefSeq lists its product as uncharacterized. Lineage: Eukaryota; Metazoa; Cnidaria; Anthozoa; Scleractinia; Merulinidae. The record is from RefSeq and is a predicted model, not a curated record. Gene Ontology annotation, cellular component: transcription elongation factor complex. Gene Ontology annotation, biological process: snRNA transcription by RNA polymerase III; snRNA transcription by RNA polymerase II; positive regulation of transcription by RNA polymerase III.
UGUUCAUGUGUUGCUGCAACUCUUCGUCCGUAUUUUGUUCAACUCAACGUCCAACAAACACGAUACUCCAGGAUUGCCAUCUGUCAUACGGUGUCGCAAGAAAAUUGGAAAAUAUAUGACAAAGAAUCUAACAUUUAUUUCAAUGGAUGGUACAUUUCUGUUGGUUUGGUUACCUGAAUCAAUUGGGAAAGUACGGUAGUGUUCAUUCAAUCGCAUUUCACACCCACUGCAAAGAACUCUUUGAGUAGCCCCUUUCCCCUUCGGAAAUUUACCUCUUUUAGACGCCCCUACCCCUUCAGAAUUUCCAUGACCCUCUGUGGGUGGGUAUGAAUAUUUUCUGGAACCACACAUUUAUUUAUUUAUUUUUUUUAUCUUUCAGACCAAAAACUCCAUCUUCAGUAACUCAACAUGAGGUCUUUUUCACUCAAGAAAACUAUAAGAAACAUUCAUGUCAGCCAUCCUAUGUGGAGUUCCUAGAAAAACAUCUUAGCCCCGACAAAGAUGAAGAAAAUAGCUUGCCACAACAUGACAUAACCAUGGGGUCUCCAGAAGCUGCUGAGUACAAGAUGAACAAAGGAGCUAAGAGAACUGGUGCUGAGAAAAGUAGAUCAAACAGUGCCCCAGCUUGCCUUGGUCCAGCCAUGGAGUUCCCUUUCAUUUCAAAAAUAAGCAUUGAAAGUCAGAAAAUGUUUUUCAAGGUAUUUGAGACAUUGAGAUCUGGGCAGCUAGCUAACAUGGAUUUGCAGGAAAUGAAAGCUGUUCAGGAUAUAAAGAAUGCAGUGUUGAUGGAACAAGAAGAAUACCAACAGUUUGUACAUACUCAUGCAAAGACCAAUCAUCAUCUGUAUAACUUCAUUCACCCUGACAUUUGGAAUUAUUUCAAGAUGGAAGUUGAAGGCAAAUUUAAUGACAGCAUCAACAAAUACCCUCAGUUCUACUCACUGCAGGAGACAAUCGGAUUAGCUGCUGGUGCUGUCUUCAAAUCAGAUGCAGUGUUAACUUUUGAGCGCACAUUACUGCAAGUGGGAAAUGUUCCAAAGUUGAGUUUGCCUGAAAACACCAACAUUGUGUUGUCAGAAGUCUCAGCUCUUUCAGACGAGAACACAACAGUCAUGACAUCAGCUGUAGUAAAACCAAAUCCACCUAAGGUAGUAAGUGAGGAUCCAAUUGCUGUCAGUCUGGCUAAGAAGCACAAAGUUGAUAUCGUGAUCUCAUCAAGUGGGUUGAACACUCUUCUGGAUAAUCAGCCGUCAGAUUACCGCAGACAAUGGCAGUUACCCAUCACUGUUCAGCGACAACAAGUAGACAAUCAAGAUAAAUCCAGCAUCCACAAAGUGAUAUUCAUUGACAAGCCUCUGCCGCCGCAAAACGUCCAUCCUCGUGAAGUGAACGCAAAGUUCUACAAACUUGUCUUUCGGGGGUUGGUUUGUCAGAAAUCUGGCGGCGGUAACACAACUACUGAUGAUGGCACAGAAAGAAAUACUGGCUCGAAUGCGAAGGUGACAGGAAAGUUUUGUUCUACUGGUUUAGGGCUGGAACGAACAGAUUCAGAAAGCAGAAAGCGACGAGCGACAGAAAGAGAAGAUGAAAUUGCCGAGACGAAGAAGACAAAAUUGACCGAGUCUGGUGUAGACCCGACAGUUCAGAAUCUCGAAAAAGAGAGCGGUUCGGCUUCUUUAAACGCAGAAGAGAAGUUCUACGUCUACAAUCUUUGGAAAUUCGGGAAAUUAAAAGUUUUGAUACGGUGUAGUGUGGACGCAUACAGGGCGGAACCAAGAAAACAAAACUGCUUUACAUUUUUUAGUGUUCUUCCAAAACUGGAGUAUCAACCAAACUUUGGCCACGAGAAGCUGACAUGCAGCGAGGCUGCAAGGUUCUGGCUGUCUAGUUACAUCCGGCAGAAUACCAAACUUAUCUGCGGCAGAAUAAACGUUUUCAAUUCAAAAUUGUUACGAGUUGAUGAGCUUUCCAUUAACGAUAUCGUGCAACAAGGAGCGGGUUUUCAACCCGCUCAAGGAAUGAAGACGGUCUUUCAAGUUUUUCAAGCGCUGAAGCGACUUCCUGAGGGGAAGUUCAUCUUGUCUCACAAGUCGGGAGAGAUCCACGGCUGUUUGUACAAGAGCGUGGUGUCAAAUUCAAGUUCGUUAAAGUGUUCUUAUGAUCUUCACAAAGCAAGAACACCAGUUGUAGUCAACUACACCGCAGCUGAGAUUCCCUGGGCAGCAAUAGAGUGUAAUUUGUUUAUGCCUUGGCAGAUUAGAGAAAGGAGAAUACCUUGCACGUUUCCUCCAAUACCGGCCAAGGACUUGGAAAUGAUGGAGAAGAAAGCACAAGAAGGGACUGCAAAGGAAUCAAAUAAAAACAAAAAGAAAAGCAAGAGAGGGAAAAAGAAAAACAAAGCGGGGAGAGCGAAAGGAAGUGCUCCGAAAAUUCCCAGUACAGAGGCCGUGAACGAGCAGGCAAAAAAAUCUAAAAAGGAACGGAAAUCUGUGAAUAAAGGCAAGUUAUUUGCCAGUUUUUAUGACACUCAGCCGGCGGAGAAGGAGAGUGAAGUGUUUGCGGUUUCGAGACGAGCUUCAGGGCCUGUCACUUACGAUGAUCUUGAUUUCUGAAAGACCAACGAAGACCCUGCAAGUUACUGAACAGAACUUCAGGGCAUGGUAGAGAAAAGCUAGAUGUGUUCAAAACAACUAUGUCCAGCGAUAGAAAUAAACAGGAGAGUGGAAUUAUGCAAACCGCUACUCAGAGACUGGCGCCUUGAGCACCGUCAUUUUAUUUUACAUUUGCGGCGUUUUUUUUGCCGCAUCUCGCUCUACUCGCAUUUUAAUAGAGAUAUGCGAACGAUGUACAGUAAAGUUCCCCUUGAGGAAAUCACUUUCGAAAUCACUUUUUUGAAUGAACAAACUUCUACUGUUGCUUUCGCUCUAGCCAUUGGUAGACGGUAGACGUUGUCGAAGAGUUUGAACUACCAUUUCGCUGCAACGUGUAAUAUUAGAUGGUAGAGAGAACCUUAAACGAACGUCGUCAGUGAAGGCUUAAUCUGGCUGUUGUAACUCAAGAUACACAAGGUGAACGCGUAUUUUAAUAUAUAACUUUAUUUAUUAUAUGGCAAGCUCCGCGA